Molecule: messenger RNA, 2558 nt
Organism: Rhododendron vialii
Lineage: Eukaryota; Viridiplantae; Streptophyta; Magnoliopsida; Ericales; Ericaceae
Product: mitogen-activated protein kinase kinase kinase 3-like
Exons: 10
Coding region: 217-2166 (649 amino acids)
Biological process (GO): protein phosphorylation
Molecular function (GO): protein kinase activity; ATP binding
Source: RefSeq, a predicted model, not a curated record
CUUCACUUUUCCUUGUCAUUUUCAUUUUAAUUAUUUUCUCUUCUUUUCCCGAGAUCCAAACAGAUCUCCUAAAUUCCAAAUCUCUCAUCAAACCUCCCCAGUCCCCGCCUUGUUUAAUUCUCCAAACCUUACACAACUUCGCCUUCCAUUUAAAAACCAGAGCACGAGACCAAAAUCCAAAUUCCCUCUCUCUCUCUUGCUAAACUACCAGGCCAAAUGCCUUUUUGGUGGGGAAGAAAACCCGCCAAGAAUAAACAACGACAACACCCACAAGGGGGUUACCCCGAUACGAGCGAGUCUUCGAUCAACAAUGAUUCAAAGAAGAGAGCAAAUGACAAGCGUAACACUGGCUCUGACGACGUCGUAUUUGUAUCGACAAUAUCGCCUCUAAAAAACAGCGGUUCCAGUGGCAGUGGUAGUGAUGGGUCUUUGGCAUUUUCGGGUUUUGAUUCGGGUAGGACCCAGCCCAUUCCACUCCAGCGGCCGUCGGGGAUGGGUCACCGGGGUGGGUACGGGUACGGGUACGGGUCAGGUUCGGUGUCCAGUGUGAGCUCAUCUGGGUCUUCAGAUGAUCGUACUCCUCCUGAUCUUGGACAUUCUCGUACUUUGAGUGCCAAAGGACUUGGGGAGACCAAGCUCAACCCAAUGUCAAGAAGCCCAGGUCCGUGGUCAAGAGGGACUGCUACUGCCAUUUCACCUCUCCAUCUCAGAUUUAGUGGUACAAGUUUGGAGUCUCCGACUAGAAAGCAGGAAGAAGGGAGGAGGCAGUAUCAUCCGCUGCCUCUUCCACCGGGUUCUCCUACUAGCCCUCCUACUUUGCCCAACAUAAGAACUUGUACAGUAACCGAUAACAUGCAUUUUAACGUGUCAAAAUGGAAGAGAGGAAGACUUCUUGGAAGAGGCACUUUUGGACAUGUUUUCCUUGGAUUUAACAGUGAGAGUGGACAAUUGAGCGCAAUAAAAGAAGUCAGGGUGAUUGCAGAUGAUCCGACAUUGAAAGAAUGUCUAAAGCAUCUGAACCAGGAGAUCAUUUUACUUAGUCAGCUUUCACAUCCAAAUAUUGUUCAAUAUUACGGAAGUGAACUGGGUGCUGAUAAGUUAUCCGUUUAUUUGGAAUAUGUCUCCGGUGGUUCCAUCCACAAAUUACUUCAAGAAUAUGGGGCAUUUAGGGAACCUGUUAUCCAAAAUUACACUAGGCAGAUUCUCUACGGGCUUGCCUACUUACAUGGACGGAACACUGUGCAUAGAGAUAUCAAAGGGGCAAACAUUUUGGUAGAUUCUAAUGGAGAAAUCAAGCUUGCAGACUUUGGCAUGGCAAAACAUACAACCCAUUGUUCUCCAAUACGUUCCUUCAAAGGAAGUCCUUACUGGAUGGCACCGGAGGUUGUGAUGAAUACAAAUGGUUACAGCCUUCCGGUGGAUAUUUGGAGCUUAGGGUGCACAAUUAUUGAAAUGGCAACAUCAAAACCACCUUGGAGUCAGUUUGAAGGGGUGAGAUAUAGCUCUCAGAGUCCAUCUUUCUUGCCCUGUAUUGAAUAUGUUUGUGGUACCAAAAUCUUUAGAUUGCUUUUGAGUCCACAGGUGGCAGCAAUUUUUAAAAUUGGAAACAGCAGAGAAAGUCCUGCAAUUCCGGACCAUCUUUCACAUGAUGCCAAAAGUUUCUUAAACCUAUGUUUGCAGCGAGAUCCAUUGGCACGACCUACUGCCUUACAGCUACUAGAUCACCCGUUUGUUCGAGACCAAGUGACCACAAGAGUUGCCAAUGCCGACUUAACCAAGGAAGCCUUUCCUUAUAAUCGUGAUGGAAGUUGCAAACCGCAGACAGCAUUGGAGCUACACUCCAGUGGUAGAAACACAUAUUUUUGCAAUGGAGGCCAUGUUACUACAAUUGCUUUGAUGAGCCCGAGCGCAAGAAUGACCGCGUCUUCGCCCGUGUCUCCUUGUUCAAGCCCAUUCCGACAAUCUGGACCAGCGUACAAGAGGAGUUCUCUGUCUCCUCCCCAGCCACCUCUUGCUUUAGUUGGGCAAAAUGGUCUCAAUUUGAUUGAAUACUGCCCAGGGUUUCGCACAAGAUCCAUGCCCCAGUGCGGUUCUGAGCCAUGGCGUGAAAACUUCCAGUUUACGUCCCAAACUCCCUAUGGAUCCCCAAGAAUAACACGUUUUUGAUGGAGAAUAUCAACACGAACGAGGCCACUUCUGUCACCUCGUCCCUUGAAGGAGUGAAAACAUACAUGGGGUACAAGCAUUUGACAUUUCCUUGGUAUCACUGGCAAAUAGGUUUGGCUAAGUGGUAAACUGUAUAUAGAAACGGAAGAUAUGCUGUCAAUAGAUACGAACACAAAACAAUGAGUGCAAAGGUGCACAAGGAAUAUACAGUAGAAAGAUCAAACUCGAUAUUUGUCGCAAUCCCAGCUCUUGAUUUGAUGUAAAUAAGGAUGGAUCAAGUUGACUGCGGAGGUGGAAAUGUACAGGGGGAAAAAUCAAAUUUGGUAAUUGUAGGAAUCCCAGCUCUUGAUUGAUGUAAAUAAAAAUUAAUCAAGAUGGUUGGAAUUUGUGUU